GCUCUGGGAUUCAUGAGUACAGGUGAUUCUUUACUGCCUGGAAAUCUUGGAAUGAAAGAUCAAGUCCUUGCACUGCAGUGGGUAAAACAAAACAUUCUUGCAUUUGGUGGUAAUCCAGAUGAAGUUACCAUUGAGGGCCAAAGUUCAGGAGGAGCUGCAGUUCAAUACCACAUGAUGUCACCCAAGUCAAAAGGUCUUUUCAAACGUGCCAUAGCACAAAGUGGAUCAGCACUUUGCCCAUGGUCAUUUUCUAAAAAUGCUACAGACAGGACCUAUCGUUACACAUCAUACUUGGGACACGAUGCACAGAACUCUUCUGAUCUGAUGGAAUUUCUGAUGACAGUUGAUGCAACAGCCCUGGUGGAAGCAAGAUACCCCGCACUAAAUCAAGAGAUAUUUUUUAACUUUUUUGCAAAUGACAACAAAUUCCAAUAUUACUCUGUUAAAUGUGCAAAUUAG
Messenger RNA from Schistocerca serialis cubense, 459 nucleotides. Its product is annotated as esterase FE4-like. The coding region runs from base 13 to 459 and encodes 148 amino acids. The transcript has 4 exons. Lineage: Eukaryota; Metazoa; Arthropoda; Insecta; Orthoptera; Acrididae. The record is from RefSeq and is a predicted model, not a curated record.